AUGCUGGAUAGUCCUGUGGAGGGUGGGAAUGAUCACCUUAGCUUCAACAAGACAUUAUUCAGCAAGCCACCUCCACCAUUCGAAGGGCCGGGGAGGUAUGCUCCUGGUUUGGCUUUUCCUGUUCCAAGUGGUGGGGUCGGUGGCGGAGCUCAGGGCAGCCGAGCUAUGUUAUCUGCGCUGAAGGCCUUGCAAGACAAGAUCAGUCGGUUGGAGGAAGAGCGCGGGGCGUUGAAACAAGAACUCUCGGAAGCCAAGCUCAGUGCACGGAAGCGAGAAGCUGAGCUUGCGUCGUCGGAGAAGAAAUUCGCGUAUGAACUGAAUCAAACGAAGGAGUCUGCGAGAGCGGCUUAUGAUGCUCUACGUUGCGAUCGUGAGGAGCUAAAGCUACAGCUGGUAAAAUCGGAAGAGAGAAGGAAAGCUACACAAUUCGAGCUCCAGCACUUCCAAGAGCUCACAAAGACAUUCUCAGCGAAGGCGGACGAUCUACAGGCCCAACUGCAGAUUUCCGAGUCGCACAGAACACGUCUAAAGGCUGAAAUGAAGGAGUCUGAAAGCGAGCACAAACGAUUAGUGAACGAGCUACAAACAGAGCUGACUCAGGUUCACCAGGAACAACAGGACGCAGUUGAAAAGAUUGAGCUGCUAGAAACCCAAUUUGAACGCGAAUCAAGCAACCAUGCUGAGAACAGAGAGCGGUUAAAGGACUCCGAGCAAACGGUGGCGUCAAUCUCUCAGCUGAACGAGAAGCUGGUUGCCAAAGUGAUGGAGGCUACUGAAACCGCGAACCAGGCCAUCAAGAGAAACAAAAAGCUCCAGCAACAAAUACGACCGUCUACUCUUCUUAAACCGACAGCCGCGAGUCGUGCUAGUGCAGCAGCAGUGAAUGAAGCAGCUUCAAGAAGAGCAGGAAGCUCCGCAGCAGCCCAGGGUAAUCCGUCUGCGCGAACUCUCAAGAAGAAGAAGAAGACGUCGACAGGAACUGCGUCAGGCACUCAAUCCGUGACGAAAAAGCCGAAAAAAGCGAAGGGUGUUAACAACAUGACGCUGCUACGUGAAGCAAACCUCGGCAAGGAUAUUCCUUUCUUGCUGGGGAACUCAGUCCAACCGUCAUUUUCAGUCAUUGGAAAUGUUCAGGAUGCACUGCGACGGUGUGAUACGACGUACGUGAUGCCGACUCUUCUAGGUGAAGCCCCAACAACCCCAGGGUCUACUUCAAGUCCUCAAAAUACAGUGAAGAAGAUCCACAGCACAACAGAUAUUCAUGCAGAGACAACCAACCCGGUAGAAGAAGAAAGUGUACAGCAACUGCCACGCUCAGCUUCUCCACCAUCGGAUGAACCAGUUUCGGCGACCCCACAAGCGAGUACAGGUGGCUGUCGACGAAGCACCAAGCAUAAGCCACCAGCCAUCAAAGUGGCAACUCCGUCGCCAAAAUCGUACGCGAGCCCUAUGCAGUCUCAAAUUAUGGAGGAUCUCGCUGCUGCCGUCGACGCUGCUGAUAAGGAGUUUAAGAGCCUCAACAAGCGGUAUAAGGAUCUUGUCGUCCAGAUGGAAGCCAACAAUCGACGAGGGACUCCUGGAGCUGGAGAUGCUAAAGGCAACAACUCGUCAGCUCAGCUGUCUCAGGCUCUGGGCCCGCUGCUGGACGACCUGGAGGCCAAGGCGAAGCAGCUCAACCUGCUCAAACAGGUGUACCAGCAAGCAUCCAACAGCACCGUCAACCCCCCAAGACACGUCGUUCUCAGCCCCGAGGCGAUUCGACGCAAAACGGCGUCUCUCCGUCUAUUGAACGAGUUCCGUCAGCUAGAGAGCGACUCAAAGAACAAAGGCAGUGGCAGGUCGGCGUCCCCCUCCACUAAUAUGGGCUUCUUCCAUUGA
Phytophthora sojae is the source of this 1878-nucleotide messenger RNA. RefSeq lists its product as hypothetical. The record is from RefSeq and is a predicted model, not a curated record. The transcript is spliced from 5 exons. NCBI's taxonomy places the organism in Eukaryota, Oomycota, Peronosporomycetes, Peronosporales, Peronosporaceae. The coding region runs from base 1 to 1878 and encodes 625 amino acids.